Messenger RNA from Meloidogyne enterolobii, 225 nucleotides. The record is from the annotation of a GenBank genome assembly. NCBI's taxonomy places the organism in Eukaryota, Metazoa, Nematoda, Chromadorea, Rhabditida, Meloidogynidae.
AUGUUUUUUACUCCUAUUUUUCAAUUUUUCCUAAUAAUUCUCUUCAUCACCCCAAGCUAUUCAAAUACAGAAUGUGUACAGGUUAUAGGACGCUUGUUAUGCAAAAAUGGUCAGAAACUAGUAAUUGGUUCGGUUGUUGAACUUUGGGAAUUGGACAGUCCUCCAAAUUCAAAAAUAGGCGCUCAAUCAAACAUAUUUGACCCGGAUGAUGAGGCAACAAAAUAA